CGUGUAAAUUAGCUCGAAUUUUUCCACGAGAACCCACACCUGACUGUCUCUUUACUACUGGCUCAGAGCAAGCGAACAUCUUAUCGCUACAAAMAUUUUAGGAAACCGCAUUUAUCACAUUUCCAAAAUGCCUCUGAAAUUCGAGCUUUGUCCUGGCAGGAUGAUUGGGGGUUCUAACCCCUGUUUCAUUAUUGCAGAAAUUGGACAGAACCACCAGGGAGAUAUCGAAAUUGCCAAGAAAAUGAUCAAGAUGGCUAAGGACUGUGGGGCAGACUGCGCCAAGUUUCAGAAGAGUGAACUUGAGCACAAGUUCAACAAGCGUGCUCUGGAGCGUCCCUACACCUCCAAACAAUCCUGGGGAAAGACGUACGGAGAGCACAAGCGCCACCUUGAGUUCAGUCAUAUACAAUACGUAGAGCUUCAGAAUUAUGCAAAGGAGGUUGGAAUUUUCUUUACUGCUUCAGGAAUGGAUGAGAUGGCUGUGGAGUUCCUACACGAGCUUGAUGUGCCCUUCUUCAAAGUUGGUUCAGGGGACACCAACAACUUUCCCUAUCUGGAAAAGACUGCAAAAAAAGGUCGCCCCAUGGUGAUAUCCAGUGGGAUGCAGUCGAUGGAGACAAUGAGACGGGUMUACCAGACAGUCAAGAAACACAAUCAGAACUUCUGCAUCCUGCAGUGCACCAGUGCCUACCCAUUGGAGGCUGAAGAUGUCAACCUGCGUGUCAUCGCAGAAUACCAGAAGGAAUUCCCUGAUAUUCCCAUCGGAUAUUCCGGGCACGAGUCUGGGGUCCACAUCUCCGUGGCAGCAGUGGCGCUGGGGGCAAAGGUCAUUGAGCGUCACGUGACCCUGGACAAGAGCUGGAAGGGAAGUGACCACGAAGCUUCUCUGGAGCCCUCUGAGCUGACAGAGCUGGUGAAAGCCAUCCGAUUGGUGGAGAGGUCUCUGGGGACGAGCAUCAAGCAGAUGCUGCCCUGUGAGAAGCCAUGCCACGAUAAGCUGGGRAAAUCAGUGGUGGCCAAGGUGGCGAUCCCCAAAGGCACGGUGCUGAGUAUGGACAUGCUGGGGGUGAAGGUGGGCGAGCCGAAGGGCGUUCCCCCCGAGAACAUCUUCCAGCUGGUGGGCAAGUCCGUCACAGAGGAYGUGGAGGAGGACGAGAGUAUCACCCCAGACGUGGUCGAAAGCUAYGGCAAGAAGAUCAAGUGCUGAGUUGAGUAAUCACCCUUGUAACACCCUGGCAAUAGCCUACUGUAACCAUUGUAAUACCUUAACCACAAUAGCAAACAACACAAUGCACUUUUACAGGCUGUGAAAAGGUGGUUGUGGGAACAUCGAUAAUACAGAUAUUAUUUAGAGGCCUAGAAGUUUCAGUUGACGGGACAUGUUUUAUUUUUCUGGUUUCAUGUUGUUUUUUUUACUAGAUGGAAACAAACAUUCAAUGAAUCAGACUUGACUAMAAGUGCCUAGUUAAGAAGAGAAAAUACAAACUAUGUUCAGUAGUGACUGAAAUGAUURCGUUCUAAUUGAAUGUUUAACUGUUCAUGUAUAAAUGAAAUGGCCAUUUUUGUUAAAUUGCACAAUUGAUUGCACUACAAAAAUGUCAAAUACAAAAUGCCAAACACUAA
Molecule: messenger RNA, 1623 nt
Organism: Salvelinus sp. IW2-2015
Lineage: Eukaryota; Metazoa; Chordata; Actinopteri; Salmoniformes; Salmonidae
Product: sialic acid synthase
Biological process (GO): carbohydrate biosynthetic process
Molecular function (GO): N-acylneuraminate-9-phosphate synthase activity
Source: RefSeq, a predicted model, not a curated record